UUGGCCAAUAAGAAUGAAAAAAAACCAAGAACAUAGCUGCAGACUUCUGACAUCAAGUUUGGGAACAUGAUCAAAACGGCUGGUGCAACUUCUGAAAUGUGUCACGUACCUGUCACCCUGGACAAUAUUGCUCACACAUUUGUCGAUACACUGAUGCAACACAGUAGUUAUUUCAGAAAUAGUUUUUUUAUUCUUUGUAGUCAAUUUCUUCAGAGAGACUAUGGCGCUGAAGCACUGGAAUAAAGACGGGAGGUUUAUCUGACUGAGUAGAGGAGGUAUUUACUGUUUGUUAUUUACAGCUAGAAUCUUGUUUUAUGUAUCUUGUUUCUUGUAUCAUCAGGACUACCUCUUGCUCUACCGUUUCCUCUGAAAGUUUUAUCAGCACCACCUCUGCGAUAGCCUCAAGCACUUCUUUAUAAAUCUGCUCUCCUGUAACAGAGGCCUCAAACUGUGUGGAUUUAACAGCUUACAGUUUUUUAAGUUCGCGCCCACUGAGCCGUUUAUGUAAAUUUCAAAUCUCAAAAUCAACUAGUGGCUUAAAUACAAUGUCACCUUGCGUGUUGACCCCAAAUUCCAAACUUGUGAGGAAAGAAACAUGCCGCUAAAUGGCACCUUGUUAAUGUUUCUCCACUGAAAGCAGUGGUGCUGCUCAACACUCCUAAUUACAGGACCCCUAUUGGUUGGACGGGUGGCAGCGCAGGAGCCAAUCCUGGAGCGCCUGCCAGCAUGCCGGAGCCGUACGACAUGCCUUUUUGUUUUUAAUGAUCAAGGGGGCUCCUUUAAAAUGUUCUCCUUCCUGUCUGUCCCAUAGGUAAAGGGUUUUGACAGCUCAAGACAACCACAGUGCAGCCACUGGAUCCAGAGGUGAUCACAGGAGGCCAGAACUUCAGCACCUUUGCAGGAAGCACAUUAAACAGAAAAUGGCACGUGUUGGACGACCAUCGCUCUCCCUGAUCCACACAGGAGUCCUGUUAGCUAUUGUUUUACUACCAGAGUUUCUGGGGGCUGUUCCAGUGGAGCAGCGCAGGGAGGAGGAAGUGCCUGCAGUGUUUGACGAUGUGAACACCGAGGACACGGAGAAGCUGGUCCGCAACAGAAGGAACAUCCCCUUUGCUGUACCCCAGUUCAAACGCCUGCCGGACUUCUGGGGAUGGUACAAGUACUUCGUGAACAGCCACAACCAGGAGGGAGUUGAGGAUCUGGAUCGUCUGUACCUGGCCUACCUGCAGAACAAGCACAGGUCAGAGGAGGGCCCGAAUUUCAACCACUACCUCAAGCACAUCAGUGAAAUCUACAAGUCUUGUGCCGAUUCCGAUGAUCCAGAGUGCAUCUCCGAGUCCACCAGCAAGCCAAAGGCUGCGUUGGUGAUGCCCGAGUCCAUCAAGUCUGCUGCCGUCAGGAUGUGCAACCCUUACCUCGACCCCUACUGCCUCUUCCCCCUCGCCCACAAUGUUGCUGCCCCGGAGCCAGAGCCGGCUCCGGCUCCAGCCAAGAUGCCAGCCCCCAUCUUCACUCCCAUGCUGCCCAUGCCCAUGAAGAGCCCCACUGGCUUCUACCACUAUGCCCCCGUCCUGGAGCCCUUCCUGAGCGCUGGGCAGAGGUCUGAGCUGCUGAGGAUCUGCAGCCCUGAAGACGUGGAGUGUCUGCAGUAUCACUUGAGGGCAGCUUAUGGCUACCGCCCGGCCGUUGCCCCGGCCCCAUCCUACGCCGCCCUCAAAUGUGACCCCAGGGACCCCUACUGCAAUCCCACCCUGGUCCACAAAGCCCCCACUGGCUUCUACCACCUGAUGUACCCCAGCUGUGACCCAGCAGUCGACCCUCUGUGUGUGACCCACGCCGCUGCUCCUGCUCCUCUUGCUGCAGAGGAGGCCCCUAAAGAGCAACACUGCAACCCUCUCUAUGACGGUGGCUGCAACCCCCUGACCGCCACCAAGCUGUCUGGCCUCACCAAGCCCGUGCUGGAGUACGCGCCCAAAGGCCAGCCCGCACCUCCUCCUGCUCCUCUGGCCUGCGACCCUCGCUAUGACCCGUACUGCAUAUUGGCAGCCGCCGCUGCCCUGCGCAAGCCGGCUCCACAGAUCCCCGCGCACCAGGUCCGCUACAAGCUCGGCAUCCCUGGCAAGACCAAGGAGGGCCACGACUGCUAUGUGCACUACGACAAAGACUGCACCCCGGUGAAGUCUGGCUAUGAGGCCAAGGCCGACAUCAAGGCUCCAGCGAAGCCCUUCUGCCAUCCAUAUGACCCCAGAUGCGGCAGGUUUGCUUCACCCUCCGCCAUUGAGGCCCCGAAGCCCGGCAAGGAUGGCAUAAUCCUGCCCGACCCCGACUGCGACCCAGAAUACGACUACAACUGCCGCCUGCGUCGCGCAAAGCCCGCCGCUGCUGCUGAUGAGCCUGUCGCUGCUGCUGAUGAGCCUGCCGCUGCUGUUGAUGAGCCCGCCGAUGCUGAGGAGAAAGCUGCUGAUGAGCCUGCCAUGGAGGCCACGGUCCCACGCUUUGAAGACUUCCUCAGGGGCAUCAUGAGCCAGCACAAGUAGAUUUUAGACAACAAAAACAACAUCUGCUACAUAAUUCACCUGGCAGAAAUGGAGGUCACUCUGUAGUCCCUAAUCUCUAUGGACUUCAUGGACCACAACCUUUCACAAUAUCAUUAUGGUCCAUACAAAACUAUCAAAUCAAUCAGAAAAUAUUGCAGCUCUUAAAUCUGAUUUUCCCAGAAAAUCUGAAGGUUUCUUAAUUUUGGUCUGUUUUUAUAAAAGGGGGACAAUUCAAGAGGGCCAAGCAACAUACAGUAUAACAUGUGAAACUUGUGUAUUAAAUACUUGUAUGUCUGUAGAAAAGAGUGGUAUGUAUAGACGUGUUAUAGAUUUAGGGGUAGUUUGAAUUUGUGUUUGUGGGCAAGACUUUCUCUCUGUUGUACAUUCUUUGUUUCCAUUUGAGUCACCCUAUUUAAUGUUGUUUUUCACAUUUUUCUGUAACUCUAAACCUCAUAAUGCUUCAUCUGUUUAG
Sebastes umbrosus (honeycomb rockfish) is the source of this 3009-nucleotide messenger RNA. RefSeq names its product actinodin2 (gene and2). The record is from RefSeq and is a predicted model, not a curated record. The coding region runs from base 921 to 2537 and encodes 538 amino acids. The transcript is spliced from 6 exons. NCBI's taxonomy places the organism in Eukaryota, Metazoa, Chordata, Actinopteri, Perciformes, Sebastidae.